Fundulus heteroclitus (mummichog) is the source of this 2636-nucleotide messenger RNA. It is a transcript of the gene pigu, whose product is annotated as phosphatidylinositol glycan anchor biosynthesis, class U. Gene Ontology annotation, cellular component: GPI-anchor transamidase complex; membrane. The coding region runs from base 35 to 1342 and encodes 435 amino acids. The transcript is spliced from 12 exons. Lineage: Eukaryota; Metazoa; Chordata; Actinopteri; Cyprinodontiformes; Fundulidae. Gene Ontology annotation, biological process: protein localization to cell surface; attachment of GPI anchor to protein. The record is from RefSeq and is a predicted model, not a curated record.
UCGCAGGCCGGGUGAAGAGCGCUUCCUUGUCAAGAUGGCGGCUUCCUUGACUCUACUUGUGAUUGUAGCCGUCACAAUCCGUGCGGCUCUUUACAGAUCCAGCCUAGCGGAGCCGAUCGCAGAGAGGGUGGAGGUGGUGUCUCCCAUCACCGCCUGGAAGAGAGUUAUUGAAGGUUUAGCCCUGCUUGACUUGGGAGUUUCACCAUAUUCUGGUGACGUGUUCCACGAGACUCCUCUCAUCAUUUACCUCUUCCACUUUUUGGUGGAUUAUGCAGAAAUCACGUUUAUGCUGGCGGACGUGAUCGCCGCUGUCGCUCUUUACAUGGCGGUGAAGGACUUUAACAAGCAAGUGUUCAGAAAGCAGAAGUUUGCCCUGGAGGCGAACCGCUACCCCCCAGACUGUCUGGAGCUCAUCAGAAGCCCCACAGAAAUGCACUACAUCCCCCUGAAAGUGGCCAUGUUCUACCUGUUGAACCCGUUCACCAUCUUGUCCUGCGUUGCCAAGUCGACGUGCGGCCUGAACAACGCCGUCCUCGCCCUCUUCGUCCUCACGACGAUUAAAGGAAACGUGCUCCUGAGUGCCAUAUUUCUGUGCCUGGCCACCUAUCAGUCCAUCUAUCCUCUGACGCUGUGUGCUCCAGCCAUGCUGUAUUUGAUGCAGCACCAGUACAUCCCGGUGAACCCGCGGCGGGCCAGCUUCUGGUGGUUUGUCGUUCAGUAUCUCUUCAUGUACCUCGGCAGCUUGUUUGUCAUCGUCUGCCUCUCCUUCUUCCUGCUGGGGUCCUGGGACUACCUGCCCUCCGUCUACGGCUUCAUUCUUUCAGUUCCUGACCUGACGCCCAACAUCGGCCUCUUCUGGUACUUCUUCGCUGAGAUGUUUGAGCAUUUCCGCCUGUUCUUCCUCUGCGUCUUCCAGAUCAACGUUUUCUUCUACACCAUCCCCCUGUGCAUCAAACUCAAGGAUCACCCGGUGUUUCUGAUGUUCAUGCAGUUAGCGGUGAUCUCCAUCUUUAAGUCUUACCCCACUGUGGGCGACACGGCCCUCUACCUGGCCUUCCUUCCUGUCUGGAGUCACCUGCACAGAUUCCUGAGGAACAUCUUCCUGGUGUCCUGCGUCCUGCUGGCCUGUUCAGCUUUAUUCCCAGUUUUAUGGCACCUCUGGAUCUACGCUGGAAGCGCCAACUCCAACUUCUACUACGCCAUAACUUUGCUCUUCAACGUAGCGCAGAUCCUGCUGGUGUCGGAUUAUUUCUACGCCUACCUGAGGAGGGAGCACCACCUGACCUACGGGCUGUACCUGAAGAAGAAGGACGGCUCGGAGGCGACGCUGGUGCUGAAAUAAAAACUCUGAGAGGAAGAAACUCUCCUGGAACGCUGAGAACAAACCUGAGGAGGGAAACCUGCCUCCUCGGAUGGUGCAGACUCGUACGAAGACAUUUGAGCGGCUGCGUUUGAUGUUGCUGACGGUGAUGGGAUGUAAACACGUGGCUCCUGGGAACUCAGACACCGGGACCUUGCUGCACCGGGCUGCCUGCUGAAGAUUUCCUCCUCCUGACGCCGACUCUGGAGGAGGGAUUAUUUGGACGCGGUUUAUCCUCCAUCCAUCAAACGGAGGAAAGCAUUCCUCCGUGGAAGGCUUUUAUUUCAAUUGUUUCCUCCUCUUUAAACAUUAAAUAUAUAGGAAAACGUGUGAAUGUCCCAGAAAGUUGGUGAUUACUGAUCUCAGCUCACUGUGUUUUGUCUUGUUUACCUGAUAGCGGUUGUGUUAAAACUGAUUUCUUUACGCUUUAAACAGAAUGAUGGGAGUUAUUUAACAGUUUUAACUAGUAGAGCAGCACAGAUCAGGCUUUUCCCACCUGAUACUGCCCAUCUUUCAUUAUUUGACCUGCUGCUCAAGAGAAAACCUCCGAAUGAUUGCUGCAUCUCUUGUUGUAGGAUUCAUUGCUUUCUUUCCUCCUCAUCUCUAAACGGAUUCAGGAUUAUUGGUGUCAGAUCUUGUCAGUUAAAGGCUGAAGCGUUACAUGUUUCACAUUUUUACGAGCCGCUUCAACGCUCAGACCCGUUUCCUCAUUGAUUUCCUCCAUUUUUAAAACACUUGUUUGGGGUGCAUGAUAUAUCGGCAUUAACAUCGGUAUCAACCAUUUUUUUAACAUAUCAGUAUCGGUCCGAUAAGCAAACAGGCCGAUAUUAACAAACAAUGUUUAUUUCCAGCUAGUUGCUCUUUAUACCUGUGUUUAAAUAGGGGGAGGUGAGGGGGGUUGGUCAUGUUAAAGUGACAGUGAUGCAUCACAGCCAGCAUUGUUUUUUGUUUUUUAACUGAAGCAGAGAUAAGAAAGCAGUGUGUAAGUCUAGACUAUAACCCACAUUUAAAAAUUCAAUUAGAAUAGUUUUCAGUCGGUACAAACUUUUACAAAAUCUAGGCGUCACAGAAAUGUAAAUGUUUGUAUAUAAAUAUAUACACACAUCGAUAAAUACCGGUUAUCAGACACAACAGCAAUAUUAAUAUCGGAAAUCGAUAUCAGCCCAAAUUUUCAAAUCGGUGAAACCCUAACUUGAACACAUCUUGACUCCAUUUUAUUCUAAAAUACGUGGAUAAUGUCUCAGACAUGUUUAGAUACACAUGAUGAGCAGGAAAA